Messenger RNA from Metopolophium dirhodum (rose-grain aphid), 3825 nucleotides. RefSeq names its product cytoplasmic dynein 1 intermediate chain (gene sw). The transcript has 17 exons. The coding region runs from base 212 to 2320 and encodes 702 amino acids. The record is from RefSeq and is a predicted model, not a curated record. Gene Ontology annotation, biological process: transport along microtubule. Gene Ontology annotation, cellular component: cytoplasmic dynein complex. Gene Ontology annotation, molecular function: dynein heavy chain binding; dynein light chain binding. NCBI's taxonomy places the organism in Eukaryota, Metazoa, Arthropoda, Insecta, Hemiptera, Aphididae.
UAACCACAUGAAUUGUAAAAAAUAUUGUAAUUUAUGAUUUAGGGUUUGCAAAAUUUGUUAACACAAAAUCAAAAUUGCAGGAUAAUAUGCCGGAUAUGGAACAUGAGCUGAAACGUCAACAUUAGACAUUUUAAUUUUUCAGGUUGCUUCUCGAUGUUGCAUUGCUAAAUUAAUUGUAGUUUAUAAUUUAUUAUCUACUUAAAGAUACAAUAUGUCUGACCGCAAAGCAGAAUUAGAGAAAAAGAAAGCUAAACUACAAGCCAUCAGAGAACAAAAAGAAAGACUGCGCAAAGAAAAAGAAAAAAAAGAUGGAGAUGAAGCAGUUUCUCGUGGUAUUAGUGUUGAAAAAGAUCAAGGUAAAGAAAUUGAUGAAAUGUUAUCAUCUCUCGGAGUUGCACCAGUUUCAGAUGUAUUAUCAAGUUUGACCACUUCGCCUAAUAAAAGUGAAUUAUUAUAUAGUUCAAUGUCAACUCCUGAUUCUAGUGCAAAAGGAUCACUACCUCAAACUCCAGCAACUGGUCCAAAGCCUACAAAGAAAAUUCGUGAGUUAUCAAUUGUUUCUCUUUCUUCUACAAAUAUUCCACCAAAAGAGGUAGAAUGCUACACUAAAGCUGUUCAGACUACACAUUCAUCAAAUGAAAGAGACGGAUCCUGCACUUCUUCCCCUCUUAAAGGUUAUUUUGAAGAUUGGUGGAGGCCUAGAAAAGAUGGGGACAAUAUCGGAAAUCAUGGAACAUUUUCAUCAACAGCUCAAGCAUUUGGAUAUUACGACGAAUACAACUUAAAUCCUGGCUUGGAGUGGGAAGACGAAUUUACAGCGGAAGAUGAAGAUAUCAGCCUUACAAAUUUGUCCACUUUCCAAAGCAAGCUGCCACCAGGUAUUCUAUCUCAAGGACUUCCACAAGUGAAGGAAGUUGCACCAGCUGUCACUUCACUGGAAAGAGAAUUAAUUGUUAAAGAAGAACCUAAAAAAGUUAGAGAAUUAAGUGAUGCAGAAAAAAUGAUGAUCGUUCAUUCAGAAGAUUUUCAACAAUUUAUGGACCGAGCAGGACGUGUGAUGGAACGGGCUUUAUCUGAAAAUGUAGAUAUUUAUACAGAUUAUACUGGUGCUUUAGAUGACAAUGAUGUUAAUGAAGACAAAAGUAGUACCCGAUUAUCAUUGACACGUGUGUUUUACGAUGAACAUUGGUCUAAAAAUCGUUUAGUUACAUCUUUAGAUUGGUCUCAACAAUUCCCUGAACUCACUGUAGCAUCGUACAAUAUUUCUGAUGCACCACAUGAACCUGAUGGUGUAGUUCUUGUAUGGAAUACUAAGUUUAAAAAGAAUUCUCCUGAAUAUGUAUUUCAUUGUCAGUCAAGAGUACUUUCAGCCACAUUUGCUAGGUUUCAUCCAAAUUUAAUUUUAGGAAGCACUUAUUCUGGACAAAUAGUUUUGUGGGAUAAUCGAGCUCAGAAGAAAACUCCUAUUCAGAGAACACCAUUAUCAAAUACUGCUCAUACUCACCCUGUGUAUUGCAUCCAAGUUGUGGGUACACAAAAUGCACAUAAUCUCAUCAGUAUUUCAACUGAUGGGCGAUUGUGUUGCUGGAGUUUAGACAUGUUAACUCAACCGGUUGAACGCCUUGAUUUAACUGCAAAGCAAUCUAAAUCUGUGUCCGUAUCUACUUUUGCCUUUUUGCAUGAUGAUGUUAACAAAUUUGUGUUUGGUAGUCAAGAAGGAGCUGCAUAUUCUGCUUGUAGACAUACAAAAAAAGCCGGUGUAGUUGAGAGUUAUGAGAGUCAUAUAGCACCGAUUACAGCCAUUGAUACCCACCGUGCUGUCGGAAACACUGAUUUUAGUCACUUAUUCUUGACAAGUUCAAUAGAUUGGACAAUAAAAUUAUGGAACAUUAAGGAAUCCAAACCAAUUCACUCAUUUGAAAACAACAAUGAUUAUGUAAGCAGUGUCGCUUGGUCUCCUGUUCACCCAGCUGUGUUUGCUGCAAUUGAUGUUACUGGCCGUUUAGAUUUAUGGAACCUUAACAACAAUACAGAAUCACCAACAGCUAGUACAGUUCUUGACAACUCGCCAUUAUUAAAGAGUCUUAUGUGGUCUCAGAAUGGAACUCAUUUAAGUGUUGGGGAUGAAUAUGGAAAAAUAUCCGUAUUUCAAGUUGGAGAGCAAAUGACUCAACCAAGACAUGAUGAUUGGUCCAAACUUUCUAACACACUUCAAGAAUUAAAGAGUAACCAGACAGAUGAAAUGGAUAAAUCUAUUAACUACAGUUCAGGCUCAGUUUCUUCGGUUUUUUCUAGAUCUUCUAGUAUUUUGAUGAAGUAAUUUACCUUGAUAAAUAAUAAGUUAUAUUAUAUUUAAUAUGUCUCAUGUUAAUCUUACAGACAUGUAUCAAUUUACAAUCCUUAUAUAAAAAAACAGAUGCUUGUUUUAUUUAAUUGCACUAUUUAAAAAUAACCUGUUAAACAUUGCCUCCUAAUUUACUUAUAUUUUAAAACUUAACUUAUUUUGAACAUAUUUAAUUUGUAUGAUAAUGUACUGAAAUAAAAUAUUAUCUUUGAUGUUAUACAACAUAUUUAAAAAGAAAGUAUGUACUUUUCUUAUUUUCCAAGUAUAAAUAAUAUGCAGAUGAAAAGUUAUGUUCUUAAAAUACUAAGAAUUGUAAAUGAAACGAUGGAGGAUGAUUUAGUGUGGAGAGAAAUAGAGGAGCAUCUUGCAUCAGGCAUGAGUGUCACAAAAAAAUCCGGUUGAGAUUAAAAUGUAGAUUUUAUUAAGAAAAAGAGAAGAAGUUCUAAGAAGGUUGAAAAGAUAGAUUUACAGAAUAGAAGAUGGCACAAAUUCACAAAAAAAUAUUGUCUGACUGCCAGAUUGCAUGUGGAAAGGAGAUCCGGAGCCCUGGAAGACAGAGCCAUAUAGACUUUUGGAGUAUGAAACUAGUGUAGGAGUGAGACAAGGGUGCCCACCAUAGAAAAUAUAUACACAAAUAUGUGCCCACUGCCCACUAGCAAACCCCAAUGGCCCAAUGCCCCAUAUAUUAUUUUGAACCGGAGCCUUGAGGAUGAAGAAGGACUGAGUAACUACUAACUAGUAAUAAAUUUAGCCAUGGUAACUGGUAAGUACUAAGACACUUAAGACAAAAUAAGAAUAUUAAAAUUAACUAUUAAGACGAUGUCACACCCUCAUGUGUUGUCUCUGUCUUACAAAUGUACAACAUAGCAAAAACUGUUUUGCGCAGGACAAUUUUUAUCUUUCUGUGUUUCAGUGUUUGUAGUCGUGGCUCCAAAAUUUCUGAACAUAUAAGGUGGAAAAUUAUCUAUACAACAGCGUGCCCAUAUUUUAGAUAACAUAAAUACAAUAAAAGUUAUUUGCUCUUAAACAUUUUGUUUUUUUGUUUUUUUAAUUUGCAUUUUGCUUAUAUAAAAUGAUUGGAUAGUGCUAUUAAAAAAAGAGCACGCUGUUACAGAACACACUUACACAGCUGAUAAAGUUCUUCUUUACGUGUUGUGAAAAUUUGGUAUCGUUUUGGUAAUUUAAUUUCUUAUCACGGGUCCCCUCCCGUACAACAGUGUGGUACAUUUGGCUACACUGCAGUGUCAUCUGUUAUCUAACCCUAUUAGGUACUGCUUGAUUUUCUGUGCAAUGCGCCAAUGCUAAGGCUUUAUAGGCGAUACGUAAAAUUUAUUUCUCUCAUUUUCAGUUUUUACAUUUACAUAUCAACGUUUGUUCGUAGCUUCGUAAGAUUAAUUAUAAUUUUAUAAUUUAGAGGUAUUACCAAUAAAAUUCAAAAUGGUUAUGCCAGGAAUGACUAUAGAAAGCUUGAAAAAACACAA